This is a messenger RNA of Mandrillus leucophaeus (drill), 668 nucleotides long. RefSeq lists its product as uncharacterized. The coding region runs from base 1 to 618 and encodes 205 amino acids. The transcript is spliced from 4 exons. Lineage: Eukaryota; Metazoa; Chordata; Mammalia; Primates; Cercopithecidae. The record is from RefSeq and is a predicted model, not a curated record.
AUGGGACACUGGUGCGCACCAGAAGAGUCCUUGUCAGAAAGGGAAGACAGUGAGGUCCAUGAUGCAGAAGAAGCCCUCAGAGGAAGCCCUCCCUCUGGCCUCCAUUGGAUGCUUGGGGUCCAGCUUAGUGGCAUUGAGCACUGGUGGGAAAAGGCACUAAAAGGGAAAAAGAGGCAGGAGAAAGGAAGCAGGGCACCUCCAAAGUUCAGCAUGGUCCACAUGAGCUAUGUCCAAGAUUCUGCUGAAGGGAUCUUUCAAGAGCCUCAAAAGCGGGACUAUUUCAUGAGCCAAUUCGUAGUGACAAGCCCUGUCCCUGCAAGUGAGAAGGGGAGUGCUUCCCAGUCAAGCUCCAUGUGUCAAGCCAAAUACCAGAGUCUCACGUCUCUUGGAGUUUAUGGGCCAAUCUCUCCCAAGACGUGUGAGCUUGUUGUGCCGCCGCCAGUGGACUUGCCAGCGGCCGAGCAGCUCAGAGUGACAGCGACUCAGCGUCUGGAAGCCCCACUGGGCUGUGAAAUGAACAAGGCUCUCGGUGCCCCUGAUGCGGCCCGGGCGAGCCCUGGGGCUCCAGAAGCGAGCAUCUCCCAGCUCCUAAAGAGCAGACAUAUAUCCUGCCUUUAAGACAAGACUACAAUUGCAAAUCUGAGAAUAUAAAUUACACUUUCAUCUUU